Molecule: messenger RNA, 9064 nt
Organism: Pygocentrus nattereri (red-bellied piranha)
Lineage: Eukaryota; Metazoa; Chordata; Actinopteri; Characiformes; Serrasalmidae
Gene: dock4a
Product: dedicator of cytokinesis 4
Exons: 52
Coding region: 138-5921 (1927 amino acids)
Biological process (GO): small GTPase-mediated signal transduction; cell chemotaxis
Cellular component (GO): cytoplasm; plasma membrane
Molecular function (GO): guanyl-nucleotide exchange factor activity; small GTPase binding
Source: RefSeq, a predicted model, not a curated record
AUGUGCUGUAUGUGGGAUGCUGCGCGUCUGCGCUCCGAACAAUACAGCGAAAGCCAAUGGGACGACAAUAUGGACUGUAUCAUUCAUAAUUACCCCGGUAUAUAGCAUGCAUUUUAUUUGCUAGACUGCGGGAAAAAAUGUGGAUACCGACCGAACACGAAAAAUAUGGCGUUGUGCUGGCAAACUUUCGUGGAACGGUUCAGCAUGGACUGCCCCUGGAGAUCGGAGAGACGGUGCAGAUUUUGGAGAAGUGUGAAGGAUGGUACAGAGGAUUCGUACUGAAGAAUCCAAAUGUCAAGGGAAUAUUCCCGUGCAGCUACAUCCAUUUGAAACAUGCACACAUUAAGAACAAAGGGCAGUUUGAGACAGUCAUCCCCAUGGAGGAGUCGGUCAUUACAGAGAUGACGGUGACUCUGCGAGACUGGGGCACCAUGUGGAAGCAGCUCUAUGUGAAGAAUGAGGGGGAACUGUUCCACAGGCUCUGGCACGUGAUGACUGAGAUCCUGGAGCUCAGACGGCAGGUUCUCGUGGGUCACUUGACCAAUGACCGCAUGACUGACAUCAAACAGCACAUCAUAGCACGGCUGGACUGGGGCAAUGAGCAGCUGGGUUUGGACCUGGUCCCCAGGAGGGAUUUCAGCAUGGUGGACCCAGACGAAAUCAGUGUCACUGAGCUCUAUCGGCUGAUGGAGCGACGGCACCGUAAGCGAGAGUUUCCUCUACAGGCCAACAUGCACCACCUCUUCCUGCAAAUCAACAGCCUGCUGAACUGCAACCUGGCUGAGGAGCUCCACGUCUUCUUCUUCAUCUACGACAGCAGAGAGAUGCGACCAAUCAGUGAGAGGUUCUUUGUGCGGCUGAAUAAGCAGGGGGUUCCUAAGUCACCAGAGAAAACAGAAAAGCAGUGUACACUCUUUGUUGAUUUGGGCAGUAGCGAUCUCCGCAAAGAUGUAUAUGUUGUAGCUCAUAUUUUUAGAAUAGGGCGAAUGGUCGCUGGGGAGAAGAAGAGUGUGUCUAACACUCAGUACAGGCGUCCAUUUGGCUGCACCGUGAUCAGCGUGUCUGAUCUGCUGACGGCCGACUGCAAGGAUGACCACCUGCUCAAAGUUUACUCAUGCAACACUGAAAGCGAAUGGUAUCAAAUACACGACAACAUCAUCCGCAAAGUCAGCUCCAGAUACAGUCAGAUUGGCUCCAGCACAGGACUUGCUGUUUCACUGCAGCUGUUACAUGGGAACCUGGAGCAGAUCCAAAAGGACUACAUGCGCCUCUUUACCCGCAAUGUCUCCAUCACCCGGAGACUUGGCUUCUCUGAUAUCAUCAUGCCAGGUGAAGUGAGGAAUGAUCUGUAUGUGACACUGGAGAGAGGCGAGUUUGAGAAAGGAGGGAAGAGUGUGGCGAGAAAUGUGGAGGUCACUGUGUAUCUGCUGGGAGGAGAUGGCCAAGUACUAAAGGGUCUGGUGUGCUCAGGUUCAGGUGAGCUGGGGGCGGACGAGUUUCACUCGUUUGUUCUAUAUCACAGUAACAGCCCGCGCUGGUCAGAGCAGAUUAAGCUGACCGUUCCUCCGGAGCUCUUCAGGGUCACACACCUGCGCUUCGAGUUCAGACACUGCUCCACAAAGGAGAAAGGAGAGAAGAAGCUGUUUGGUUACUCUUUUGUUCCACUGAUGCAAGAGGAUGGGAGAACACUGCCUGAUGGAACUCAUGAGCUCAUCGUCCACAAGUGUGAAGAAACGGCGAACCUGCAGGACUGCUCUCGCUACCUCAAGCUUCCCUUCUCUAAAGCCAGCCUGCAGCCUGGUAACAACCAGACCAUGAAGAACAGCAAAGAGUCUUUCUGGAUCCUUUCCCUGCUGUGCUCCACCAAACUCACCCAGAACGGUGACAUGCUGGAUUUGCUGAAAUGGAGAACCCACCCAGAACGGAUCAUGGACUCCCUGACCAAGCUGAAGGACAUAGAUGGUUCUGAGAUAGUUAAGUUUUUGCAGGACACGCUGGACACCCUGUUUGCUGUUUUAGACGACAGUCCGCAGAGAUACGGACUAAAGGUGUUUGACUGCCUGGUGCAUGUCAUCAAUUUACUGCAGGACAGUAAAUUCCAGCACUUCAAGCCUGUCAUGGACAACUACAUAGAGAAUCACUUUGCAGGUGCCCUGUCAUACCGGGACCUGAUUCGAGUGUUGAAGUGGUACGUGGAUCGGAUCAUCGAUGCUGAGCACCAGGAGCAGAUCCAGCAGGUUCUUAAGGCUGCAGAGUACCUGUUUAAGUACAUCGUGCAGUCACGCAUGCUGUAUGCUGCAGCCACAGCGGCGCAGGCAGAGGAGGAGUUCCGCUGUUCUGUUCACGAACUCUUCAAAUCAAUCCACCUGUUCCUCUCCCACCAGAGCAAAGGAAUCAGCCCCGUCACACACACGCAGGCUGUAUUUCUGAGGUCUUUCCCUACUGUGUGUUGUGAGCUGUUGAAAGUGUUUAAUGUGCGGGAGGUGGCGAACCUGGCCCGAGACACACUCAGCAGCCUGCCUGCAAACACGCACACAGAGUGCCCCCUGCAGGCCGUCAAGCUGCAGUGCAUGGCCAAGACUGUGGAGAGCCCACUCUACACCAACGCAGAGUCGCGGUGUGUGUUGCUGCCUGUGGUUCUCCAUCUUCUCCGCACAUACCUGCAGGAGCAGAAGGAGCUGGUUCUUUGUGCUAAUAUCCUUACCAGCAUGCUGUCUCUGGUCCACAAAGACCCCAACACAGACUGUGUUGUGUCUGAGGAAGUGAAUGUAAUCAUGGACAGUCUGUCUGGAGUAUUACUGAGGACUAUACUGGAGGUCACUAAUCGACCCCAGCCAGCAGCCACCUCACUGCGUCUGCAGUAUCAGGACGUCACCGGUGAAUUCGUGGCCUGUUUGCUCACUCUGCUGAGGCAGUUGAGUGAUAAGGACUACCAGCAGCUCCUGAGCCGCUUCCCCAGUAAAGAUGAGCUGGCGAAUUUUCUCCUGCAGCUGUUCACUGUCUUUAGAAUUCUCAUCCGGCCAGACAUGUUCCCUAAAGACUGGACAGUCAUGAGAUUGGUCACUAAUAAUGUGAUCAUCACCACGGUGCUCUAUCUUUCUGACACGCUGCGCAACAACUUCCUUAAUGAGAAAUUUGACUUCAAGGUGUGGGAGUCCUAUUUUUAUCUUUCGAUAAUAUUCAUUAUUCAGCCGUGCCUCCAGCUUGAGAUGUUCCCUCCGUCCAAAAGGAAGAAAGUGCUGGAAAAAUAUGGAGACAUGCGGGUGAUGAUCGGCUGUGAGAUCUUCAGCAUGUGGCAGAAUCUGGGGGAUUAUAAAGUGAAUCUGAUCCCUUCACUGAUUGGUCCAUUCCUGGAGGUCACUCUUGUGCCUCAGCCAGACCUGAGGAACGUCCUCAUCCCUGUCUUCCAUGACAUGAUGGACAGUGAGGAACGCCGCAGUGGCAACUUCAAACAGGUGGAGGCAAAGCUGAUUGACAAACUGGAGAGCCUGAUGUCAGAGGGCAAAGGAGACGAGACCUACAAAGAGCUCUUCAACAACAUAAUUCCUCUGUUUGGCCCAUACCCAAGCCUGCUGAAGAAGAUUGAGAGAGAAACCUGGAGAGAGAGUGGAGUCUCUCAUAUCGCCACUGUCACACGCCUUAUGGAGAGACUGUUGGAUUACAGGGAUUGUAUGAAGAUUGGAGAGGUCGAUGGGAAAAAAAUUGGCUGUACUGUUAAUCUACUGAACUUCUACAAGACGGAGCUGAAUAAAGAGGAGAUGUACAUUCGCUACAUCCACAAACUCUAUGAGCUCCACUUGAAGGCCCAGAAUUUUACAGAGGCUGCCUACACUCUGCUGCUGUAUGAUGAGCUGCUGGAGUGGACGGAGCGUCCACUGAGGGAGUUUCUGACCUACCCCAUGCAGAGCGAGUGGCAGAGGAAAGAGUGUCUGCAUCUCACCAUCAUCCACAACUUCGACAGAGGCAAAUGCUGGGAGAACUGUAUCAUACUGUGUCGAGAGCUGGCUAAUCAGUAUGAGACUUACUACGACUACAGGAACCUCAGUAAAAUGAGACUGAUGGAGGCGUCUCUCUAUGAUAAGAUAAUGAACCAGCAGAGGCUCGAGCCGGAGUUCUUUCGAAUUGGCUUCUAUGGCAAAAAGUUCCCCUUCUUCUUACGGAAUAAGGAGUUUGUGUGUCGGGGGAAUGAUUAUGAGCGGCUGGAGGCAUUUCAGCAGAGGAUGCUGAGUGAGUUCCCUCAUGCCAUCGCCAUGCAGCACGCCAACCAGCCGGAUCAGACCAUACUGCAGGCCGAGGCGCAGUACUUGCAGAUCUACGCGGUCAGUCCUGUCCCUGACAACCAGGAUGUCCUGCAGAGGGACGGUGUGCCUAACAACAUUAAAAGCUUCUACAAAGUUAAUCACAUCUGGAGGUUCCGCUACGACAGACCCUUCCACAAGGGCACCAAGGACAAAGAGAACGAGUUCAAGAGUCUGUGGGUGGAGAGGACUACACUGAGCUUGGCUCAGAGUCUCCCAGGAAUCUCUCGCUGGUUCGAGGUGGAGAAACGGGAGCUGGUGGAGAUGAGUCCUCUGGAGAACGCCAGUGAGGUGAUAGAAAAUAAGACUCUGCAGCUGCGCACCCUGAUCGCUCAGUGCCAGAUGCGGCAGAUGCAGAACAUCAACCCACUCACCAUGUGCCUGAAUGGAGUCAUCGACGCCGCGGUGAACGGAGGACUCGCUCGCUACCAGGAGGCUUUCUUUGCGAAAGAUUACAUUUCCAGUCACCCUGAGGAUGGAGAUAAGAUCACACGUCUCCGUGAGCUCAUGUUUGAGCAGGCACAUAUUCUGGAGUACGGCUUGGCUGUGCACGAGAAGUUUGUUCCGCAAGAUAUGCGUCCACUGCACAAAAAGCUUGUUGACCAGUUUCAUGUGAUGCGAUCCAGUCUGGGCAUACAGUCGCAGGAGUUUCCUGCAUAUGUGCGUGUCAGUCCACUGCAUUUUGCCAAUGGCAGUCCUCGCACCUGCAGGACCCCCGUCCCAAACGCGAUCAGUCCAGAAGGAGGCCGAAUAGUGGCGAGACGCAGCCCCCUCAGUUACCCGGCUGUCAAUCGCUACUCCUCCUCCUCACUGUCAUCACAAGCCUCCAACGACGUCAGCAACAUCACCGGCCAAUCAGAGAGCUCGGAUGAAGUCUUUAACAUGCAGCCGAGUCCAUCUACCUCAAGCCUCAGCUCCAACCACUCCGGUUCUCACAAUGUGACCAGCUCAGCGCCCUCAAGCAAUAGAGAUUCUCUUCCAUCGUCAUCUCCGCUGCCAUCAGACAAACAUAAGCACAGCAGAGAGAAUGCGUGCCUGUCCCCCAGAGACAGACUGUGCAGUGGCAUGUUUCCCAGCCCGCUGGACCCUACGCAGAGGAUGAUGCCAUUCCAGAUCGACACUAGUCUGCCACGACCUGAAGCCAAUCUCCCCAGCACAGAGACAGGCAAGAAUAUAAGGUCUCUGUCUCCCAUGCCAACUGCAAGAUCUCCUCAAAAGACCACGGCUCCUCCCUUGACCCCGUCCCCCACUGACUGCUUGCCUGUGGGCAGUCUGGCAUCCCACUCUCCAGCCCGCUCCGGCAGCUACAGCAGUGGGAUCUCCUCGCUGAGCCGCUGCAGCGUGUCUGAAACCUGCGGGAUUGAGCUGCCCCCGGCUGAGCCACCCCUGCCUCCUGCUACCCCAUUAGAUAACCCUGUCCGCCGAGGCAGUAAAACCCCACCUCCGUACAGCGUCUAUGAACGGAACAACCCUCGGCGGGCCACGCCCCUCCCCCACAGCCUUUCAGUCCCUCCCAGCGCGGACAACCCGAACCUGCCCACCAAACCGCAGCUUAGCCGCACGCAGAGGAUCCACUCAGAGCCCAGACACAGACUGACCCCCAGGAAAGUGUCCCAGCUUUAGGCUUUGGGUGAAUUAAAGGGCAACAGACACCACAGAAGCAGCAGUAGAAUUCCACAAAACCUAUAAACUCUUACCAUGGGUUAUUUGACGGAAAGCAGGAUUACUUUUUAUAGAUGCAGUUUUAUUUUUUUCUAUUACCUAAAACGGAAUAUAACUGUUUCUAUUGUAGUGGCAGUCUUCUUGUGGGCAUGUGUUAAAAGAAAAGGCCUUUUAGCUUUUAUGUUUGCAGAUGUACUGCUGUGUGUGUGUGUGUGUGUUUUUUUUUUUGUUUGUUUGUUUUUUUUUUUUUUAACCAUUAUCACUGCUUUUGGUGGAUGGCUUUUUACGCCAUUGUUUUGGGUCUGGUUCAAUUCAAAUUCAGUAAAUGUAUCGUGAUCAGUAAUUGCAGCUGAAAUUGAAUUGACUCAGGGCUUUAAAUUUUGGCAUAUUUUCCAUUAAUAUAUAUACUUGGCUGAUGAUACCGACGUACAAGAAUAGCCAUGAAGAGAUUAGAAUUAUAAUCUUAAAAGGGCAUAUAGUUUACAGUUAAAUCUUUAGAUCUGGCAGGUCCACAUCCCACGUAGAGCAACGUUCCGAGGCAUAUUGCUAGCAAGGUAUUUUUGAUAGAUGUACAAAUCCCAUAUCUGUACAUAUUCACCAAACACGACGGCACAGUUUUUAGGCCUUACAUGGACAAAGAUGUGCAGCUAGACCUGCAACUUUUGUUUUAACUGCUUUGUACUUUCUGGAAUGGCUGAAAGGUGCUACAUAUUUCUUAGUGUUUCUUUCUAAUGUAGCCUUGUAUCUGCCGAACCUGCCUGACCGUUAAUUGUGCCAUGUAAUGAAAUUGUGUGGUCUCCAAGUAUUGUGCCAAAGAUACAAGCGGUAUUAACAUUUCUGUGGGUGAGAGUAGUUAGGGAAGCUUAACUCGCGUAAGCGUGAAUGCUUGUGCUUGACAAUGUGCUUUUUAUACAGUGUGCUGAGGCAUAGACUAAGAUAGCAUGAGGCAUGUACAGCAUCAAGCAAUAUAACCAGUGUAGUUUCCUCAAGAGUGAUGUUCGUAGCACAAAAAGGCCCUCCAGGUUUAAGGCAAGGUCUCCUCAGAUGGGCUUCUUUUCCCAUUUCAGAGAUGUCAAAUGCUGUAUACUGUACUGCUCACUUCUCAGAAUUAGGUAAACCUGUCAUACAAAUUCAAUGACCAAUGUGGAGAAGUCAGCUUUUUUGGUAGAAACAAUAUAGAAAGCGUAGCCUCAUGCUAAGCUAAGUGUAGAGCUGUCUUGGUUUGUACUUUCAGGUUGGCAUGCACAAAACUGUUUCUGUACAUUUAAAUCAGUUUUGACUGCCAAAAACACCUCAGUUUGGGGCCAUGCAUGGCAAACACAAAAUUUAAAGAAUACUGUAAUUGUUUUUUUAUUUAUAACUGUGAUUUUCUUAAAGAAUGUAUAUUCAUUGUUGAGACAGGUUUUAGUUUUUUGUUUUUUUAUCAAAUGUGUGUAUCUGGUCAUCAUUUUUUUUUCCUUAAUCAUUUUUUCUUAACACAGGACAUUCCUAAUAGAUCUUUAUCAAUAACUGACAUUCCUACCAAAAGAUAUACUAACAUUUACUGGUUUUAAAGUGUCCCCAAGUGAGUUUGCAUUGUUUGGAAAGGGAGCAAUUAUUUCUAAAAUAUAUAACUUGUCAUGAUACAGCAAAAAAAAACAAAUUAGAAAUAACUAAUAGCUGUUUCACUGCCGACCUGCAAAAUCAGAUCUUUGCACAGGUUUGAAUUAAAUAUUUCUUGCUAUUGUUUAGCAUAGAGCUUUUUCUACUUACUGAAAGGGUUGUACGUUGAUACCUCAGUUUCUAAAUAUGUGGUAAAUGAAUAGUUGCUACUGCUACUAACUAUAGUGUUAUUGGUGAAGACAUGCUAAUCUUUCUACCCAUUAAGAGAAAAGAAAUCCAGAAAAAGAAAUCUCUACAGUAACACAUUUAACAAUUUAAUAUACAUCAAAUUUAACAUUUGACAUUUUUUUUAUGUUUUAACAAAGAGACUUUUAAUCUGCUUUUUAGUAGACAUAGCUAGCUGAUCCUGCAGAGAACUUGAAAAUUGAUCUGUUUUACCUUGUUAGUUUCUGUCCUUGGCCAUAUUAAGCAUGAUUCCUCAGAUCAUAUCAUUUAAAAGACAAAAUUCAUGUUUACUGUUAUCUUCCAAAUGUAAAGACUUAAACCUCUUCUGAUUUUUGAUGACAUCACCAUGCACCAGUGGACGGGGCAAAAUAAUAUUAACCAGUAAUAUCAUGUCCACCACCCCCACCAGACUUGCUUGUUGAGAGCAAAAGCUCUGCCAGCAGAGACCCUGAUCCCGUGUUUCACUCGCAAAUAUAUUCACUUCGACUUUAAAUCCUUUAUUCUAGGCUUGGAACACUAAAUAGUGAUGGUAUCUGAAUUGAGUCUGGGUAAGUAGAAAAAUAGAUGAAGUAGUAGCUUGUUGAACAUAUUCAUUCAGUGAAUAUAAAUUCUAAAUACUAAUAUUAUCUGAAGUUGCACCAUAAAGAACACUAUCCUAAAUUAGCUAAUGUAGGCCUUUGCAUAGUUUGAAAUUGUUUCACAUCAUGGAAAGUUUUCUGAAAUGUGUUGUGAAUAAGCACAGUUUUAAAUCUUGAUAAAGAAAGCGUGAGAGUAUUUGAACUUCGAACCCCAGUAGAAGUAACUCAGAUGAACUCGGGCUUGAGAACUAAUGAAUUUGUAAAUGGUGGCCAUUAGUAACUCGCUUGUGUGAACUAUUUUAUUAACAGUGUUGCAGUUGUGUUCACAUACGCCUAUGCCAUAAAAGUUGCUCAUUUUAGGCAAUCACAUUUUAUAAUGUUUAAUGGAUUGCCUAGUGAACAGUUUUAGAAAGCCAACUAGAAUUCUUGUAAUAUUUCUCCCACUUUGUCUCACCUUUUGUAUAGAUUAGGUUUGACUUUUUUUGUUUUGUUUUUUUGUUCAAUUUUUUGAACCUGUAAAGUUGUACUUUAUAUCAUACAAUGGGAUGAAAGUAUUCCAUAUAGCCUGUGUUACAGAUUUUGUACAAACUGUGUUUAUAUGAAAAAUGUAACCAGUUCAUAGCUUUGAAUGUUGCAAUGAAAAUUUUUAUUUGUAAAUGUUGAAUAUUAGCCAUUAAUGAAUAAAGAUUGGUUGAUGUA